AUGCCAACAGGUCAUGAUUUCUCACAGGACACGAAACAAAUAAUGUUUAAUAUGAUCAAAUUUGUAGAACGUGAAAAAAAUGGUUGCUGCAUCCCACUGAAUAACGUAAAUGAUCGUAUUAAAUCUAUUCUUGGUAUUUCAAUGAGAUCAGUUGAAAGACUAAAGAGAAAAAUAAGAGAGCAGGAAAGGGAGCUGUUGGAGAAAGAAAACGAAUUGAUUGAAUUACAGAAGAAACGAGAUCAAGAAAAACAAGACAAAGAAGAUGCGACGAUUCGAGCAACUCUUCGACUUCGAAAUCCACGUGCCAGAUCAAGAUCACCAUCAUCAACAACUUCUGCUGCAUCCGAUAUUACCACAACAAUAUUCAUACCUGUUGCUAAACCAUCACAAAAACGUGGUCAUGUUGGUCGUUCGCCUAUCAUUUUUACAGAAGAUCAAAAAGAAAAUGUUCUGUAAGUACCUUACGAGAAUAGACUUUGCAACAUAUGUGCACUAUUUAUAGAUACCAUGUUCAUCUGAUGUUAGCUGAACGGAUAUACCCAACCACAUACAAAGGGUGUGUGGGUGUGGGUGUGAGUGAAUGUGGGUUGUGGAUGUUGGUGUGGGGUGGGGUGUGGGUAUGUAUGAAUAAGGCACCCACACCCACAUCCUAAAUUGAGAAUACAAAUCACACCAAAAUAUGCAUUGAAAAAAAGAUAACAAAAAAUCAAUUCAGUUAUCCACGUAUCCCAUUAUACUUCAAUCGUGCCACCAUUGUGGCUACAGUGCGAAAGCAAUGAAAGAGAAUAGUGUCACAUGGUUACUAUGUAUAAAAUACAGAGAAGGGAUGACAUAUGAUGAUGAGUGGUAUUGUGAAGUAUUUUCUUCAUAUAUGAGUACACGAUAUUUGAAAUCAAUACUUAUUUUACAGAAUCGAUUGGCUAUGCUCAAAAAUAAUUCUUUGUAAUGGAAUUUUGAUCACAUCGAGAUUGUUUCGAUGGUAGAUACGAAAUGUUUCUCAUCUCGAUUUUUAGCAAAGACAUUGUUCAUCGAUACUCGCAUCUUUGGUACGUAUGAAGUGCGAUACAUGCUAUCCACUACAUAAGCAAUAGCGAAGCAAGCAAUAGGUAUCACACAACAGAUCAUAAUGAUUCCAAAGCAGAU
Rotaria sp. Silwood1 is the source of this 1143-nucleotide messenger RNA. The record is from the annotation of a GenBank genome assembly. NCBI's taxonomy places the organism in Eukaryota, Metazoa, Rotifera, Eurotatoria, Philodinida, Philodinidae.